Messenger RNA from Cheilinus undulatus (humphead wrasse), 2287 nucleotides. Its product is annotated as membrane primary amine oxidase-like. The transcript is spliced from 5 exons. NCBI's taxonomy places the organism in Eukaryota, Metazoa, Chordata, Actinopteri, Labriformes, Labridae. Bases 50 to 2287 code for a protein of 745 amino acids. The record is from RefSeq and is a predicted model, not a curated record. Gene Ontology annotation, biological process: amine metabolic process. Gene Ontology annotation, cellular component: plasma membrane. Gene Ontology annotation, molecular function: copper ion binding; primary methylamine oxidase activity; quinone binding.
CAAGCUUUCAUUUCAUUUCAUUGCUAUAUCAGCUGCGCAUGAAGAGAAAAUGGAUCGUAAAACUUUUUGCAUUUGCAUCCUUGUUUUUGCUUUGAUAAUAAGUAACUAUUAUUUAAUAUUCCACUAUAAUCAACCAUUCUGUACUCAACAGGAAAACUCCGACCAUCCAGCCAUCCACAAUGAGCGCAGCGUUGUCUUUGCAGACCUCUCAAAGGAAGAGAUUCUUCAGGUGCGUGACUACAUGUCCAAGAUCUCUGGGAUGAACAUCUUAUUUGAUCCAUCUUCACGUCUCUCAGAUGACUACCUGUACAUGAUCGAGCUCUCCCUGCCAAGAAAACAGGAGGUUUUGCUCUAUCUGGAUGUCAAUGGAUCAAAACCAGUGAGAGAGGCAACUGCAGUGGUUUUUCAUGGCAGUCAGAACAUCAUAAAGGAAUAUGUUGUUGGCCCACUACCCAACCCAACCUACCACCGAGAUGUGACUGUUGAGAGGUACGAACAGGAGAUCCCUUUAACUGCACGUCCAUUCACUGAAAAGGAAGAAGAACUGAUGGAGUCAUUUCUGAAGAAGAAGCUUGAACCUUUAACUUCACUUCUGUAUGAAAGCUUUGGUUUAAAUCCAUCACAAGACAAUGUUUACUAUGACAGUGAGCCCAGAGGGAUCGAUUCAGGAGACAGACAAACCUGGUUUACACUCUGUCGAAAUGUGGAGGGCUUUUACAUUCAUCCAACCAGCUUUGAAAUUUUGGUAGACCACAAAAGCACCAAUCAUUCGGAUUGGCAUGUGUUGAAAGUGUUUUAUAAUGGUCAGUACUUUGAUGGUUUAUCAGAACUGAAGCUGCAGUACGAGGCAGGGAGUGUGAAGAAAGUCAUCUACAAACCUGUGCCAAAUUAUGCGUCACUCAAACCCAGGAAGAAACCCACCGGUGUUGGACCCCAACAGUUUUCUGUACGAGGCAAACGAUUCAGUAUAGAGAAAAACAACAUCGUGUACCUUGACUGGAGUUUUGCCUUUGGACUGAGCACUGUCAGAGGUAUGAGAGUUUUUGAUGUUCGUUUUAGAGGGAAGAGAAUCAUCUAUGAACUCAGCGUCCAAGAGGCCAUAUCAGUGUAUGGGUCAGUCACCCCAACUCUCAUACUCUCUGAGUACUUAGAUAGCAGCAUGAGCAUUGGUGCACGUGUCAAUGAGUUGGUCAGGGGUGUCGACUGCCCAUAUUCAGCCACCUACAUUGACACUUUCCAUUUCAUGGACACUGGGGCUCCACAGCAUCUCAGGAACUCAAUUUGUGUCUUUGAGCAUGACAUGGGCCAACCUCUGAGGAGGCACUCUGAGGCUGACUUCAAAACCUAUGGAGGACUUGCUAAUAGUGCUCUGGUUUUCAGGACAAUCACAGUUCUAGAAAACUAUGACUACAUUUGGGAUUUCAUUUUCUGCCAAAGUGGCUCAGUGGAGGCAAAAGUGCAUGCCUCUGGCUACAUUGCAUCUUCUUUCAAAUUGGACAAUAAUUUCAAAUAUGGUGACCAAGUGGCAGAGAACACCAUUGGAAAUAUCCACACCCAUUUCCUUCACUUCAAAGUGGAUCUUGACAUUUCAGGAGUGAAGAAUGUAUUCCAGACCAAAGACAUGGAGUUUGAGAAUAUCUCUCUUCCUUGGACGGAUGAACCUGCACGUCACACCCAGAUCCCUAAACUGGUGGAGAAACGGCUUCAAACAGAGCAGGAGGCAGCGCUGCGUAACGGUGACAAGACUCCACAUUAUCUCCAUGUUGCAAGUACCCAAACCAACCGGUGGGGUCACCCGCGUUCCUACAGGCUGCAGGUGUUCAGCAACCCUGGGGAUCACCUCCCAGAGAGCCAGAGAGAGGAGAAGGCCAUUUCCUGGGCCAGGUAUAAGGUUGCCAUAACUAAGUAUAAGGACCGGGAGCAGAGCAGCAGCAGCCUGUACAACCAACAUGAUAUAUGGGAUCCACCUGUUGACUUCAGCAAGUACAUUGAAGAUAACGAAAAUAUCAUAAAUGAGGAUCUGGUUGCCUGGGUAUCCACUGGUUUCCUCCACAUCCCACAUGCAGAGGACAUCCCCAACACUGUGACACUGGGUAAUGGGGGUGGAUUCCUGCUGCGCCCACACAACUACUUUGAUGAGGAUCCAUCCAUCCACUCUGCUGACGGGGUGUACAUUGACCACAACAGUGAGAACAGCUGUGACUACAACAGGAUGGCCUGCCUUGCUAAAGAGACCUGCUGCCCUGUGCUGGAACCCUUCAGCUACCAUGGCUUUGAUGAAGACUGA